CUAUUACUCCCCAAAAGGACUCCCGCGGGGUCACUUUCCCGUUGUGUUUUCUGCCACAAACCUCAACAAAACAACAGAUACCUGCGGUUGUCCUCAAAUCAUCGUACGAACCCACCAUGUGUCCGAUCAUCGAAUGGCUCGACCCUAUCCCACCAUACGUAUUGAUUCCGAUGUUUGCUUUGCAUCAUCUCCGUCAUCCCAAGGACAACAUGUACAUGUAUCGUUCAACGGAAAACACCCAGUCCACUUGCAACGAAGAUUACGACGACGAAUCUGCUGUUUCCGCGGAGUUUGAGCUUGUUGGGCAGGGAUGGAAUGAACUUGCCGACGGAGAAUCUACGGUUUCCCAGCUUCAAGUGCAGGAAGGUCCACUUUGGUGUUGCCAUUGGACAUUAAACAUUAUUUUGCGGUUGGCCGAGUUUCUCUUCCUCUUCCCCUGCAACAGACAGUAUCGAGAUGACCUCUUUGAGAGUUCCAAUUGCUACAUCAAGCCGGUGCUCCAAUUCGCCUACCUUUUCUACGUGAAGCUUGCGUUGUUAGGAGGACCCUUUCUUCUCUUCAGUAUUAUUUACUUCUGGAACAAUAUCAAGCCUGUGGACGAGUUGGUCUAUUUGCUCCUUCCUAUCUACCAAACGAUGAUUGUUGUGCUUCCCUGUGUCGCGACAAUCCGCUACGUCUGUCACACAUAUUUCCCGUGGGCUCGUGCUGCAAUUAUGAUUGUCGGCUUCUUUGCGUACUUCCUUGUUGUGGACUAUUGCACAUACAUGGCCGGACUGUGGGUUCACAGCCCUUGCGCAAACUUUUUGAUUGUUUUGUUUAUUGUUGUUCUUCCUAUCGGUGCUGUUUGUCUCCAUCUUGAGGUAACGCGGCUUGAAAACUCCAGGAUCACUACCCCAAUCAUACUGAUUUAUGCUCUUUCAAUGGUUGUUCUGAGCUUUUGGUCCUUUUGGGUCAAAAAGGCGAACAACGACUUCGAGAAAAUCGGAACCUCGAUUGUCUUUGCAUUGUUACAUUUCUUCCUGAAGAACGCGCUCCUUGUUCGAAAAACCAAAGAUGAAGUAUCCGGGAAAUUCUUGCACUUGCUUUGGGCCGCUGACAUCAUCUUCAGUCGGCAACAAGUGGCAACGAUCCCUUUUAUCGUUGGCGGAAGAGCUUUCGGGACCACGUUGUGCUUCGAGAUGCUUGGUUUGGUAUGGCGGUGUCUCCCCCCAGAACGAGUUAUGCUGCUUGUUGAUCGAAUGAUAGGCUACAACGGCCGAGUGCGAUAUGUUCUGCGAAGCCGGUUCGGGCGCAAACCGUGUGCCAUAGUAUGUGGCGUCUUAGGCUCCAGCACGAAAGACAUUCUGAAGAUGACUGCCAUCACGAAGCCAGAUGCAGCGACUCGACGCCGUGGAUACUUGGAGCGAGCACUGUUUCACUAUAUGGAUGCGAUCGCGACCCUGAUCAUCAAGAUGAUUGUGCGGCUGAACCAAGUCUUUGCCUUCUUUAUCAUGCGUAACCGCUGGGCGAGGGAACACGUUGAUCAGGUGUUUAACAUUGACGACAGCAGCUGGGUAGAGUCUUGGAAACCCACAUUGCUGCUGGUUGGAGUUGAUGCUGUUGCAAUCUUGAUUGCCUGGUACGCGAUGAUACGUCCAGUUGUUCACGCGGAGCACGACGAUGUGACGCUUCCGAAGAUCCUAUACUAUAUCCUGCGCCAUGAGUUUUGGUUCCUUUUCUGGUUCUUUCUCGCUACGGGGACACAGUCCGUUGCAUCCAUGGUGGUUCAGUUUGCUGUCCCGACGCCAUCCGAUCCAUGACAUGCAUUCUCGUUCAACAACUGGGACUUGGACUAGCGUAGCAUCGGCGGUACCAGCACCACAUUAGAGAGCCCGCAAUCAGAAACAACUUCAUAUGAACCUCCAUUCUCCUUUGAUGUCGUAUAGUAAACGACAUCAUGGUAAGGGACAGAAAGCAGUAAACUAAUCAAACUGACCUAAUGGGAACUGGUUUCGGACUUCGCCGUUCAUUCUCUUGGUGUAUUAUGUACAGUAGAGUCUUGGGGCCUUCGCAUGGUUCGACCCAAGGCCAUCGCGCAGACCUG
Messenger RNA from Seminavis robusta, 2083 nucleotides. The record is from the annotation of a GenBank genome assembly. Lineage: Eukaryota; Bacillariophyta; Bacillariophyceae; Naviculales; Naviculaceae.